Messenger RNA from Nicotiana attenuata, 538 nucleotides. RefSeq names its product mitochondrial import inner membrane translocase subunit TIM8. The coding region runs from base 135 to 371 and encodes 78 amino acids. The transcript is spliced from 2 exons. The record is from RefSeq and is a predicted model, not a curated record. Lineage: Eukaryota; Viridiplantae; Streptophyta; Magnoliopsida; Solanales; Solanaceae.
UCCAAUUAUAGCCCAUCUCAUAUAACCCGUCGGCUUCAACCGACUUUUGUUAGGGUUUUACAAAGGUUUAGUCAAAGAGAUUUUUACUCUUCUCCACGAGAACCAGAAAAUAGUAUUUGUAAACCAAAAGUUCCAUGGAUCCAUCAGCCCUGAGCUCCCCCGAAUUGCAGCAAUUUCUCAGUCAAGAGAAGGAAAGGGCCAUGUUCAAUGAAGUAGUUGCAAAGCUUACAAGUUCCUGCUGGGACAAAUGCGUUACCGGUACUCCUGGAAGCAAGUUUAGCUCUAGUGAAUCUAAUUGUUUAGCCCACUGCGCACAACGCUAUAUGGAGAUGAGCGCGAUCAUUAUAAAACGGUUCCAGAGCAUGCAGUGAAGAAGAAUUAGCCUUAUAAAAUGGAUUUGAUAAUCCUUUUGAUUCCUUUGCUCAAAGAUAUUUGAAAGAGAACUGUAAUUUUUUUCUUGCAACUCAAUACAGUUGAUGUGGUGUUGCUGAUGAUAUAAUUUACUAAUGCAGAGAUGCUCUCAUUUUUAUUUUACUCA